Messenger RNA from Mus pahari (shrew mouse), 3599 nucleotides. It is a transcript of the gene Tpd52, whose product is annotated as tumor protein D52. Gene Ontology annotation, biological process: B cell differentiation. The coding region runs from base 65 to 664 and encodes 199 amino acids. Lineage: Eukaryota; Metazoa; Chordata; Mammalia; Rodentia; Muridae. Gene Ontology annotation, cellular component: cytoplasm. The record is from RefSeq and is a predicted model, not a curated record. The transcript is spliced from 7 exons.
GCGGAGCGCGGAGAGGCGCGGAGGAGCGCGGCAGGCCGAGCGCCGGGAGCGAGGCGGCUCAGACAUGGACCGCGGCGAGCAAGGUCUGCUGAAGACAGAGCCAGUGGCCGAGGAAGGAGAGGAUGCUGUCACAAUGCUCAGUGCUCCAGAGACGUUGACGGAGGAGGAGCAAGAGGAGCUGAGGCGGGAGCUUACAAAGGUGGAAGAAGAAAUCCAGACUCUGUCCCAAGUGUUGGCUGCAAAGGAGAAGCAUCUCGCUGAGAUCAAGCGGAAGCUUGGGAUCACCUCGCUUCAGGAAUUCAAGCAGAAUAUUGCCAAAGGGUGGCAAGACGUGACGGCAACCAAUGCAUACAAGAAGACAUCUGAGACUCUGUCGCAAGCUGGGCAGAAGGCUUCCGCUGCAUUUUCAUCGGUUGGCUCAGUCAUCACCAAAAAGCUGGAAGACGUGAAUAUCCGCUCCAUUCAGCAUUCGAUUAGCAUGCCUGCUAUGAGAAACUCCCCAACUUUCAAGUCAUUUGAAGAAAAAGUUGAAAAUUUAAAGUCUAAAGUAGGAGGAGCCAAGCCUGCUGGCGGCGAUUUUGGAGAAGUCCUGAAUUCCACAGCCAACGCUACCAGUACCAUGACCACAGAGCCUCCUCCAGAACAGACGACAGAGAGCCCCUGAGCUGCCGACCUGUGUCCUGCUGCCCACUGCCAGCUGCUGCCAGCGAGAGCCAAGCACAUCUUGACAACGCUCAUGGCUGCAGAUUUCCACCAGAUGUGCUUUUAUCUAGCUUUACUUAUUUCUUUGACCAAAUAGUUGAUGACUGAAACAAAGUGAAAUCACCUUCACCUCCCCUCCAGGGAAACACUUAGCGUGCAUGGCAGGCCCUUUGUCGAGGAAACUGCAUCAUAGAGCCUCUGGUAGGUCCCUGCAGGCAACUACUGUGUUUCUCCUAAAAUCACUGCACAUCUGGAUUCUCGUUUGAUCUUUCUUUACUAUCUAGAUGAGUCAUUGUUUCUGGAACUCUGUACACUUAAUCAGUUUCUAACUAAAACUGUUCUUUUCUAAAUUCUGGUUAUUAACAGUCUUGGAAUUAUUUUAUUACUUUCAAAGGAGAAACUACCAGCUACAUUUUUUUUUCUUGGAUAAACAGUUAUAUGAGGACCAUAUCUUGGGUUUUUAAAGGCACCAGACUAAAGUAGACAGGUGUGUAUGCAGUUCAAUAGUCCUGUAAAUUAAAACAUGCAGACACUCAAGCUUCCAGUGGCGAGAGUAUGGGUCCUGCCCCGCCUUGGUAACUGUCAUUUGUAGCUAUAUCUAUUUCAGCAUAUCGGUUAUUUAUUAUACUAUUCCUAUACAUUUUUUUACAAGAUUAAAAUUUAAUUUCAGGUAAAUUGACAGAAUAACAUUGUGAGUUAAGUAUAUGAUAUUACAGUAGGUUGGAAUGUUCCCACACUCAUCACUGAUAAUUCCAAAAGUCUAAAAAGUCUUUAGGCCUAUGCAGCUAUAAAAAUGCUAAAAAAUUUCACCUUCGGGGAAAUUACUGCCUCCAUUAAAUCCAUUAACACCUUUUAGGAAGCACAGAAAGUUCUAUGAGAAGUACAACUUGAUUUUUUUUUAUACUAAGGUAUCGUUGAUAACUCCGAAGGCUGUGAGGCGUUACUACGACUGAGCUUACCAGGAUGUACCUGUUGUCAGUGUGUUAGUGACUGAGCUGUACUGUAGACAUUGUUCCACUGUAAGAACUGUCGGGGCUGUGAGUCAAAGCUUUCCCAUGGCUCUGCUAGGCUCCUCUAUUAACUGUGGUUACUACUGACUCACUACUGCUUCCUUCGCUGUGUAUGUUUAUGGCCUAUGAGGUUGUAUCUGUUACUUACCUAUUGUGGUGGUUUUACCAUUGUCCAUGCCAAAUGUUAAUUGCCAAGCUUGGAGUGACCUAAAGCAUUUUUCAGAGCAUGACUAGAUUUAAUUGAGGAUAAGGUUUCUGCAAACCAGAAUUGAGAAGCCACAGUGUCAGUUGUUACAAAAUGACAUGCUGCCAUUCCUGAUUGCUACUUGGAUGCAAUGGAAACUAUGCUUGAUUACAUGUGAAAAUCUUAAUAAAGUCUGUGUCUCUAGUAUAGGUUUCAAUAUUUAUUAAGAGGACAGUGGUCUGGACAAAACUUGUUGUAUUCGAAAAUAAACUGGUAUUCUGGAAGCAUUUUCCUAGAGGACUGGAACUGUAGAAAUUUGUCUCUAGAGAAAUAUUAUGAUGAUUCAAUAUAAUGAUUUUUCUACCAAUUAGUCUUUUAUUUUUCUUCUUCUUCUUGCUAACAUCUUGUUAAUAGAUUGUUUCCUGGGUGCCUACUCUGUAUUUGUAACCAGGCAAAAACAGAAUAAGAUGGUACCAUAUAUAUAUAUAUAUAUAUAAUCUUCAAAUUUUGUGAAGAGACUUGUCAUAUGACGAGAAUGAUGAACGUGGAGGGGAGGAGGAGAAGGGAUGCACAUACAUGAGACUGGGGAUGAGUGUGGAAGAAAAUCUUCCCACACUUCAUCUAGAAAGUUAAUCUACUGGAAGGCAUCCUGCCUCAUCAAAGACGAUACAAAACGAUGGAGGACUAACUCAGAAAAUUCAAUGGGAGUUUCAGAAUAUUCACGUAUAUCCAGACUAUCUGUUGGCGAUUCACUAUGAGUUAGUUCACAGAUCCUAAGGAAAUUACAGACAGCUAUUAACAGAAAUAUGGCAGAGAGGUUGGGCUUCUUACUGGGAUUUGCGUUUUAUGCUGGGAAAACAGCAAGAGGGGAAGCUCGGGUUUCUUGUGAAAUCUCAACUGUAUAAGGAUGCCAACGGUGAUGGAAGUGCUCCGAGGCCUUACAAAAGCAGUGUUCCCUAACUCGAGGUUCUGUGGGACACUAGCAAGAAUUCUUAAUAGAACCUGAGAAGUGAAUAAGAGAGAGAACGCAUCACCAGCACUUGGAUUUCAGCCACUGCACACAAUUCUUGGAAUACAGAAAAGGUUUAAUUUGAACUCCUUCUGGAUCUUUUAAUUAAGUUACACACUGUUUUCUGUAAAACAGAAUAAAAACUAUAAGUUGGGUAGGGGUUCUUUUUUAUGUAUUUCCCCUCUUUCAGGAAAGGGUGAGUCAUCUUUGCAACGUCUCUCAGACUCUUCAGAUGCUGACAUGUAAAACAGCAAAGUAAAGCAACAAACUCAGCCAGCCAGCCAGCCAGCCAGCGUGGCAGCACAUGCAUCUUGGGUGUUGCUGCGAGUGUGCGAGAGGACACAGCAAACGUGACUGUCAGGAUCCUGCAUUCUUUACAUUGUUUUCUUUUAAGAUUUAUUUCAUUAUGUGAUUGUAUGCAAGUGUGUUAUGUGCAUAUGAGUAUAGGUGCCUGUGGAGAGCAGAGAUGUCAGGUUGUCCUAGAGCUGGAGGUACAGUCAGAUGUACAUGUUGGGAACGGAACUUGGGCAUUCAUUCUCUAAGAGUAAUAUUAUGGACUUUGAACUGAUGAGCUAUCUUUCCAGAUCCUUUUUAAUAGUUCUUAAGAUCAGCUGAAAGGCUGGAUAUUUCCAUAGCAAAGAGACAUCUGACCAGAGAUUAGUCCUUGUUUUCUACUUGGAUUGAUGAUAAAAAG